CUAGCAGAUUACCAUAAAGAAUCCAUUUGUCAUUCCAAAUGUUGUUCUUUCCGUUUCCCCACUCGAUCGAUCUCCAUCGAUUGGCUUCUUUCAGUAAACCCCUUGCACGUAACAAACUUUUCAAUUCUGAUCUCCCUUCAUAUGCAUAUAUUAUUGGGGAAAACACAAUCCUUCAGCCAUCUUUCUCGGAUGGGGCGAUAAAAGAAUGAAAUGAAAACCCUCCAACCUGGCUAGUGUCUUUGCGUGAGCUGAUUUCCAUCGCCCUACAUUCCGUCCUUCCAAAUUGCGCGGAGGGUUUUUAUCUCCAUUAUAAGAUGGGAUAAUUUCCUCGAAUUGUUGUUUUCUGUCUUCUCCCCUUCAAUUUGCUCUCCUUUGGUGAACCUGCCGAUCGAGCCGCCACCAUGGAUGUGUAUCAGAGGAUCCUGAACAUCGCAUUACCUCCUCUGGUUUGGCUUACGGUAUUUGUGAUGUUACCCUGGUUAUUUGCGUUCAGGGCUUUUCAGUUUGUCCUCAAACGAUCGUUAUGGUACGAGAAUGUGUCCGGUAAAGUCGUGGUGAUCACCGGCGCUUCAUCUGGAAUCGGCGAGCACCUAACGUACGAAUACGCGAGGAGAAGAGCACGAUUAGCCAUAGCAGCCAGGAGAGAAGAUCGUCUCCAGUGUGUCGCGGCGAAAGCCAGGCAGUUGGGUUCGCCCGAUGUCAUCUUCAUCAGGACCGAUGUUUCCAAGUUUGAGGACUGCAGAAAGCUUAUUCAGGAAACUGUUGAUCACUUUGGGAGAUUGGAUCACUUGGUGAACAAUGCUGGGAUUACCAAGCUCUCCUGGUUUGAGGAAUUCACCCCUGUUUCUGAGUUUCAAAACGUUAUGAACAUCAACUUCUGGGGUGCUGCAUAUUGUACCCAAUUCGCCGUGCCGCAUUUGAGGAAAACCAGAGGAAAGAUUGUAGCAGUUUCCUCUGUUUCAGGGCGUAUGGCUUCCCCUAAGAUGGGUUUCUACAGUGCGAGCAAGUCGGCAAUGAUAAGCUUGUUUGAGGGACUGAGAGUUGAAGUCGGUUCAGAAAUCGGGAUCACCAUCGUCACUCCUGGUUUAAUCACUUCCGAAAUGACCGAAGCUGAAGAAGUCCAAGCUGAGCCCUUUGUGAAGUUCAUACCGCCUGAAACCCCAGGAACCUGCGCCAAGGCGAUCGUGAACGGUGUUUGUCGGGGGGAUCGGUACCUGACGGAGCCAUCAUGGAUGAGGAUGUUCUACCUGCUCAAGUUUGCUUGCCCUGAAGUUAUGGAACUCUGCAAUCAGUUGAUAAUUGCUAACUUGAACGGAAAGAAAGUUGCCUAGUCAGGACUCUGGCUCUGUCAGGAUUAUUACAGCAGAGUAGCUAACAGGAGUCUGUCUGUGGGUAGUUACGAUCUUCUUGUUUCAGCGUUUUGCUUUCUUGAUUUUCCUUGUUCCCUUGGAUCACAUCACAUGGCUGGCAUCCUGAUUAUACAUGACAACAAUGAAUAAAUAGAUGGUAUAUGACAACAGUAGCGGUACUUGAUAGCUUUUUGAAGCAAAGAUGAGCAAGUGAUUACCAAUGUUUGAAGUUCAAACCCACAAUCGAUUGGUAGUGAGUCUGGCUGCCUUGGGUUGAACCAAAAGGAAGUAAAUUCAGAUGUCGUAUGAGGAAGAAUUGCUCAGUUCUGCACGCUGCCAAAAUCGACAGUGAAAAGUGAAAACCGACUGACUAAAGCGCAAACUGGAGGAUUUGAGUUGUCGACUGACUAAAGAGCAGAUUGGCGGAGUUGCACCGCCAUCUUCACCUACACAUGCAAAACUGUUGCUUCUAGAAAGAAACUGGCAGAGAAGAUGGUUGAAAACCUGAUUCUCGAAGCUAGAAUACCAAAAAGGUUGGACUGAAUCUCCCACAUGUUCUGUUUCUUCUUUGUAAUCAUGUUUUUCUCCAUAUGACUAUGAGUAGCUAAACUCCUAAUUGUUGUUUGGAUUGGUGGAACACUAGCCUAACCGGGUUCCAUAUUAUUAAUCAUGAUGAUGAGUUGAGGUAUUUCAGCUGAAUGAUUGUCUCUUUUUAUUUGUGUAUCCUUGCUAUGAUUUUAGGAAGUUAGUUCUAAAAUUGGCAAUUAUUAACCGUAAUAAACAAUAAUUCAGUAAUAAUUCCCAACAAAAAAAAUAGGCGGAUCAGUGGUCUAGGCAAAAUUCAACUGACCGGACCUGUCAUAAUGGUCAAUUGACAUUUGAACCAGCCAAACAAAUAAGGUUGGUGGGUGGGACAGGCCAAUGAAAGUUUUCAGGCCUUAGGGGUGGGCAUUCGGUCGGUUCGGUUUUGACCGAACCGAAAUUAUGAAUACCGGGUCCCCGAAUUCUUCCAAAUCCCAAACCGAAUUCGAACCGAAUUAUAAUUCAGUUCGGUUCGGUUUUCACACAAAACCGAAUUUUUUAGGCUACUUGUAUUUUCUCACUUCUAAAUUAUUUUUCACCCCUAAUAUAAACAAUAAAUAUGCAAUUAUAUGCAUCAUCAAUGAAAAAUCAAACUUUUCAAUACAUAAGUCAUAAAAUAUUUCAAAUAUUUAAGUCUAAAAACAACUACAAACAUAAAAAAAAAACCACCAUUUGAAGCUUACAAUUAUAGUAGUUCGGUUUUUCGGUCUGAAAUUUGAAAAUUCAGUUCGGCUGAAAGAACCUUGGUUUCCAAAAUAUCCAUAUUUCCCUUUCGAAUUCUGAACCGAAUAGCAUUAUUUCGAUUUCGGUUCGGAUUGCCCACCCCGAUUGAGGUGCCUGUCUGCCAUCUUUUUUCUCACUUCUAAAUUAUUUUUCACCCCUAAUAUAAACAAUAAAUAUGCAAUUAUAUGCAUCAUCAAUGAAAAAUCAAACUUUUCAAUACAUAAGUCAUAAAAUA
Linum trigynum is the source of this 2889-nucleotide messenger RNA. NCBI's taxonomy places the organism in Eukaryota, Viridiplantae, Streptophyta, Magnoliopsida, Malpighiales, Linaceae. The record is from the annotation of a GenBank genome assembly.